Etheostoma cragini (Arkansas darter) is the source of this 1523-nucleotide messenger RNA. RefSeq names its product Pim-1 proto-oncogene, serine/threonine kinase (gene pim1). Gene Ontology annotation, biological process: negative regulation of apoptotic process; protein autophosphorylation. Gene Ontology annotation, molecular function: ATP binding; protein serine/threonine kinase activity. The coding region runs from base 360 to 1358 and encodes 332 amino acids. Gene Ontology annotation, cellular component: cytoplasm. The record is from RefSeq and is a predicted model, not a curated record. The transcript has 6 exons. Lineage: Eukaryota; Metazoa; Chordata; Actinopteri; Perciformes; Percidae.
ACUAGUUGUUUCCUAGAGCCGGUAUCUGACAGAGGCAUUGGACUGUGCGCCGUCUUCUCUGUUUAUAUCGUAACUGUUUACAAAACAUAGCAGGGAACAACACUGGUUUCGCGUUAGCUUUAAAUGUGAACUCAGUUAACCCGGGACGAAGUUUUUGGCUAUAUUUCCCUGGAUCUCAAGCGCCUUUUUUUCUAUCUGGAUGAAAGGAUCCCUACCGCAUAUUUGUUUCUGCAAACUGGACUUUAAGCUUUACACGGGAGACGGGAGAGCCGUGCUAUCGGAAUAAAACUACGGCUAUAAACCAAGAAAACACGAAGAACACACACGUCGAAUCGCCUGUGGUGGAUAUCAGGCAAGAAAUGCUACUGUCCAAGCUCAAUUCUCUGGCCCACAUCUCCACUGUAGACAUGCCGGCGAAAAUCCAGCUCCAAGUUCAUCAAGUGAAGGAGAAGGAGCCUUUCGAGAAGCUGUAUCAGGUCGGCGCGGUGCUGGGCAGUGGCGGCUUCGGCACGGUCUACUCCGGUACAAGAAUAACCGACGGAGCUCCGGUUGCUGUCAAACAUGUGGCCAAGGACAGAAUCUCCGACUGGGGAGAGCUGCCUAAUGGCUCCCGUGUCCCUUUGGAGAUUGUGCUGUUGAAGAAAGUAGGGACGGGCUUCCGUGGCGUUAUCAAAAUGCUAGACUGGUUCGAGCGACCAGACAGCUUCAUCAUCGUGAUGGAGAGGCCCGAAAACGUCAAGGACCUGUUCGACUUCAUCACGGAGAAAGGUGCCUUACCGGAGGAGCUCGCGCGGAGCUUUUUCCGUCAGGUGUUGGAGGCUGUGCGGCACUGCCAGAACUGCGGCGUGGUGCACCGGGAUAUCAAAGACGAGAACAUUCUCAUCGACCUCCGCACUGGGGAGAUGAAGCUUAUUGACUUCGGAUCCGGAGCCCUGCUCAAAGACACCAUAUACACAGACUUUGAUGGCACUAGAGUGUACAGCCCACCGGAGUGGAUCAAAUAUCAUCGCUAUCAUGGACGCUCUGCCACAGUUUGGUCCCUGGGUGUCUUGCUGUAUGACAUGGUGUGCGGGGACAUUCCAUUUGAACACGAUGAGGAGAUCACAAGAGGGCAGGUCCUUUUCCGGAGGAGAAUCUCCACAGAAUGCCAGCAGCUGAUCAAGUGGUGUCUGUCUGUGCGGCCAGCUGACCGCCCAUCCUUCGAGGACAUCAUCAAUCACUCGUGGAUGCAGAGCACAUCCUCCUCUGUAGUCCCAUCCACGGUGCAGACAGAGAAGACAAGCACAGAGAUUAGGCUGCACAGCAUCAGCCAUGAGCCCACAGCCUUCACACCCACCCCUGUGGCUGUGGCGCGGUGAUGGAGGCAAACAGGGCUGCUCUGGUCUGAACUGGACUGCACUGACCUAAGAGGCUAUUACAAAAGACUUAUGUAACCGACUUGAAGCAGAGAGGAGGGGGGCAUCCAGACACUGGUGAGAGCAACGUGUAAAGGACUAAGGACAGAGAAAAAAACCAGGUCAUGA